This is a messenger RNA of Pterocles gutturalis (yellow-throated sandgrouse), 519 nucleotides long. RefSeq names its product peptidyl-tRNA hydrolase 2 (gene PTRH2). NCBI's taxonomy places the organism in Eukaryota, Metazoa, Chordata, Aves, Pterocliformes, Pteroclidae. The coding region runs from base 1 to 519 and encodes 172 amino acids. Gene Ontology annotation, cellular component: mitochondrion; cytosol. The transcript has a single exon. Gene Ontology annotation, biological process: positive regulation of anoikis; negative regulation of anoikis. Gene Ontology annotation, molecular function: peptidyl-tRNA hydrolase activity. The record is from RefSeq and is a predicted model, not a curated record.
AUGGAUUCUCUUUCCAGCCCCAGCUUGCUCAGUGUCAUCGCUGGAGUCGCCUGCGGCGUGUGCCUGGGCUGGGGCAUUCGCGGGAGGCUCCUAAGGCAGCCCAAAGCCGGAGUGACUGCGCCUGCAAACUGUCUGGGGAGCGAAGCUGACAGCAUGGGAGAGUCUGGGGAGUUCAAGCUGGUGCUGGUCGUCCGCAAUGAUUUGAAGAUGGGAAAGGGUAAAGUAGCAGCACAGUGUUCCCAUGCUGCUGUUUCUGCCUACAAGCAAGUUCAAAGAAGAAAUCCUGAGCUCCUGAAACAGUGGGAGUACUGCGGCCAACCUAAAGUGGUCCUCAAAGCUCCUGAUGAAGAGACUCUGCACCAACUCCUGGCUGAUGCUAAACAGCUCGGCCUGACUGUGAGCUUAAUACAAGACGCAGGUCGUACUCAGAUAGCGCCUGGCUCCCAGACAGUCCUUGGGAUUGGGCCCGGACCAGCUGAUGUAAUAGAUCAAGUUUCUGGUCACUUAAAACUCUACUGA